This is a messenger RNA of Salvelinus fontinalis (brook trout), 9019 nucleotides long. RefSeq names its product E3 ubiquitin-protein ligase TRIM71-like. The transcript has 4 exons. Lineage: Eukaryota; Metazoa; Chordata; Actinopteri; Salmoniformes; Salmonidae. The record is from RefSeq and is a predicted model, not a curated record. Gene Ontology annotation, molecular function: protein binding; ubiquitin protein ligase activity; zinc ion binding. Gene Ontology annotation, biological process: protein polyubiquitination; proteasome-mediated ubiquitin-dependent protein catabolic process. The coding region runs from base 985 to 3483 and encodes 832 amino acids.
UGCUCACGGCUGUAGGAUUAGAGACAUUCAGGGCAUUUUCGAGAAACUCACGUCUUGCAGUUUACAUGGCACAUAAUACACAUAUAUAGUAAAACCUACGUUGUACCUCUUGAUAUUUUGCGCGUGCACAAGGACACGGGCGCAAAUGAACACAUUCCAUGGAACGCUUCAUUGCACGGAACGAAUGGAUUAAUUCUGCGCUGGCGGAUGGUCAAGGGAAGCCAGUGGAAAACGCUGUACAUUUGAUCUCAAGAAAGUGCAGCCUUUUAUUAAAGCACAACGAAUGCAUCUCAGAGAGCAUUUCGUUCAGAGAAGGUAUCAUAGAGUAGCAAAUCCAUUUUGGGAGACUGUUCAGCAACUGUUUGGCUAUUUGAUCUUAUGCGCGCAAGUAUCGAGCUAACUUAUUACAUCAAAUGGAUUCAUUAUUUAAUGGCUUUCAACAGUCUCUGUUUGAUGCGCAUGGUUGGCUACAUUUGAAAGAGUCGUGAUGGUGGAUUAUAAUAAUUGGACGGAGACUUACUGUUAAAACACGUUUGUGCGUAAUUGAACAGAGGAAUUGAUAACGAAAACCGGCAGUGGCCCUUCUCUGUGCUUGGGGAGAAUCGGAGUGGGGGACACGCAGCCGAUUCCACAAUAUUGGUUUCUUCCCCGCAGCAUUGACGUAAACAAGAACAUACAACUCUGUAAUAUUAAGUUAUAAUUACUCUCAAAUCUCAAUACGCAAAACACGUCAAAUAUGAAUUAUGUAUGCAAAUAAGGACGACCUGAAGUUUGUUCUAUUCCAAAGAGUUUUCAUUGACGUUGACUGCCAUUCCAAUUUCCUUCAAACACACGUCCUUCACCCGCAGACCUAUUUCAUCAGUUACACAUUUUAUUUGGUGUCAGUGAGUGGAUACCAUUUUUGCACAAUAGGAGCAACAUUUAAUAGAACCAUUUAAUCUAUUAUAUCGUCAUUGCAUCUAUUUACAAAGGCAACCGUAGGCUAUGUCUAAAUGCGGGUUUAAAGACCCCUAUUCCAAAGCAGUCGUGCAAAUGGCUUCCUUCCCUGACUCCGACUUGAAGACAUGCCCCCUAUGCAAAGAACUGUGCUGCUCCUCUGCUCCGCUCUCCUCCAACUCUUCUACCUCCUCGUCUUCGUCUCAUACCUCAACUAGCUCAUCUACCUCAUCCUUCAGAAGGCUCCACGUCCUCCCAUGCCUCCAUGCCUUCUGCAGGCAGUGUCUGGAGGGCCAGCGGAACCCCGGAGACCCCUUGACACUCCGGUGCCCGACUUGUGAGCGAAAGGUUCUAAUGCCCGUAUCAGGAGUAGAUGCCUUGCCCUCGUCAAACUUUUUAUUUAGCAACAUGUUGGAUGCCGUGGUAAAUUCGUCUGAGGAGCAAAUCAACAAUACUGUUAGCAGCAGGGACAACAACUUUUCUCACAGACACAGCAGAGAGCCCCUGUGCAGCUCUUGCAACGAGGGCAACCCCGCUACUUCUCACUGCCGAGACUGCCAGGAGGACCUUUGUAACAACUGUGUAUGGGCACAUCAGAGGGUCCGGCUUACCAAAGACCAUUUCAUUGAUAGACUAGUGGAGAGUCUGUUUCACCAACACCUGGGGAACCGAACCAACAACUCUAACAACAUUCCUACUGCCACUCUGAGCCGGUCCUCCUUCCAGUCAAGCUACUCUCUGCUGCCGUUCUUUCAGGACAGGCUGAGUUUCUGCCGGGAGCAUGACAAUGCGGUUCUGCAUUUCUUCUGUGACACGUGCUCCGUGCCUGUCUGUGGGGAGGGCAGUGUGGAUUGUCACUCGGGCCACAGCCUCCGCUACCUCCAGGACUCCCUGCAGGACUCCAGGACCCUCACAAUCCAGCUACUGAGAGACGCCCAGCGGGGCAGGCACGAUGUACAGCUGAGCAUUGAGAAAGCCCAGGCCGUUGCCGAGCAGGUGGAACUGAAGGCCAUGGUGGUCCAGUCAGAGGUCAAAGCCAUCACAGAGCGUCAUAAGAAGGCCCUGGAGGAACGAGAGUGUGAACUGCUGUGGAAAGUUGAGAAGAUCCGUCAGGUGAAAGCCAAGUCCCUCUAUCUCCAGUUAGAGAAGCUGCACCAGAACCUGACCAAGCUGGACAGCACCAUCGCUACAGUAACCCAGGUCCUAGAGAAGGGCAGUAGUUUGGACCUGCUGCUGGCCAGAGAGAGCAUGUUCCUCCAGAUCACAGAGCUGAAGGCCAUCAGGGAGCUGUUACUACCACAGGAUGACGAUCGCAUCCUGUUCACCGCCCCCGACCAGACCUUGUUCCUCGCCAUCCAGUCCCUAGGUCUGGUCAGCUCCGGGGCCUUCGCCCCCCUCACCAAGGCCCAGGGAGAGGGGCUUUGUCGGGGCUUGCAGGGUAAGCAGGCUUCCUUCACUGUGGUGGGGUAUGAUCAUGAUGGAGAGCUCAGGCUGUCUGGGGGGGACGGUGUGUCAGCUGUGAUGGUGGCGCCCGAUGGUAACCUGCUAAACGCUGAGGUGACCGACCAUCAGAACGGGUUGUACACGGUCAGCUACCUGCCCAAGGUAGAAGGAGAACAUCUGGUGUCAGUUCUUAUCUGCAACCAGCACAUCGAAGGCAGCCCCUUUAAAGUGCUGGUCAAGUCUGGCCGUAGCUAUGGAGGUAUCCCCUUGCCGGUGGCCUCGUUCGGCAGAGAGGGGGACGGAGACGGGCAGCUGUGUCGCCCCUGGGGGGUGUGUGUGGACAAAGAGGGCUACAUAAUCGUAGCUGACCGAAGCAACAACAGGGUGCAGAUCUUCAAGCCGUGCGGUUCCUUCCACCACAAGUUUGGUACGCUGGGCUCCAGACCAGGCCAGUUGGACCGACCAGCUGGGGUGGCCUGCGACAGCCAGAGGAGAAUCAUCGUUGCCGAUAAGGAUAAUCACCGCAUCCAGAUCUUCACCUUUGAAGGCCGGUUCCUCCUCAAGUUUGGGGAGAAGGGAACCAAGACCGGUCAGUUCAGCUACCCCUGGGACGUGGCGGUCAGCUCGGAGGGAAAGAUCCUAGUCUCAGACACCCGGAACCACCGCAUCCAGCUCUUCAGGCAGGACGGCACCUUCCUCAACAAGUACGGCUUUGAGGGGGCUCUAUGGAAACACUUGGACUCCCCCAGGGGCGUGGCCUUCACUCAGGAGGACCACCUGGUGGUGACAGACUUCAACAACCACCGUCUGCUGAUCAUCCGGUCGGACUGCCAGUCGGCCCGCUUCCUGGGAUCAGAGGGAACCGGUAACGGUCAGUUCCUGCGGCCGCAGGGCGUAGCAGUGGACCAGGAGGACCGCAUCGUGGUGGCUGACUCCCGGAACCACCGGAUCCAGGUGUUCCAAACCAACGGUAAUUUCUUAUGCAAGUUGGGGACUCAGAGUAGCAGCUUUGGACAGAUGGAUCGCCCGUCGGGUAUAGCUGUUACUCCAGACGGAAGGAUUGUUGCCGUGGACUUUGGAAACAACCGAAUCAUUAUGUUCUAGGCUAGGCAGUUUGUCUGCUGGUUUGCAAAGAAAGAAACAUUGAAGAGGAGAUUUUGAAACACACCCAUCAGAGGCAAAUGUCUUUGUGAGCAAAUGGAAACAGUAAUAUUGAAACUUGACCUUUUCUCUCAGUUAUUACCUCUAUUUUGAAAGAGCAAAUCAAUGCAGUAGAUGAACCAAUGCCAACAAGGGGUUAUUGUCAAAAGCUGACAUUUUGAACCCUAUAGUAGGCCUUCUGUGACACUAUCUGGCUCGAUAGUUGUCUUUUCUCCUGAUGUGUGCGUCAAAAUCUCUGAUUUUCUCAGGGAAUUUCUUGCAUUCUUGAAAGAUUUCCACUGCAUCAUACCUACCUCAUGUAGCUGUGUUUGAAUGUACUCCUUUAUUAUUUGAUGCAGAGAUUUCGCCAGUGGAAUUUUGAAAAAGUAACUACCUCAAUGCAAGAGAAAAGUAAAGUUAACAUGAAGUAACAUUUGGUUGAUAUUUGCACAGAAAGUGCGCACACAUUUUCUCUAACUGUUACUGUGCACAUAAAGGUGUGAAAUCCCAGAAUGUUGCUGAGAACAAUGUAUAAUAAUGACUGUGUUACAUACAUGUGGAAACGUGGAGUCAGACAUUUUUAUAAACUCGGCAACUGUUAUUUUUCCAUUUUGUUUUUGAAUAUGCCUCCAUACCUCUGUAAAACCUUUUUACCUCAUGUCACGACCACAUAGUACCUCAGAACUCCAGUGUCCUCAGGUUGAUAGUAUGAUCAAGUCCCAAAUGGCACCCUAUUUCCUAAAUAGUGCACUACUUUUGACCAGAGCUCUAUGGACCUUGGUCAAAAGUAGUGCACUAAAUAGCAAAUAGGUUGUAAUCUGAGACUCGUCCUGUAAAAUGGAUUCUCUCCACAAAAUGGCUGCUGCCAGUUUGCUAUAGGCAGGUUGAAUAUUUGAUAUCAGUUACCAUUGUCAGUUCAGUCAGUCGUGUGAUUUCAGCUUGAAGGGGAAAAAACAUUUAACAAGGAAUUGACCACCUUGAAUUGGGUGAAUCAUCAGAAUUGUUAUUUUCUGGGCAUCUAUGAAUAAUUGUGACUUGAAACUACUGGCAAUCAUCAUUGUUGUUAGAUGAAUGAAUACAUGUCAGGAUUAAUAUAUCCUAAGGCAACUAGUGAAUCCGGCCACAACACAGUGAAGAUUAGACAAUGACACACUGGUGUGGAUUAACUUGGAUUUAAUCUGAACCGUGGACGACUGCUGAGUCUAAAUCUAUUUACUGAUAUCCAUUUAUAAAUCAAUGAAAUCUGUGUAGACUAACUUUCCUAAGAGUAGAGGGGUCUAAGAGUAGAGGGGUCUAAGAGUAGAGGGGUCUAAGAGUAGAGGGGUCUAAGAGUAGUGAAGUUUCAUUCUGAUAUGUUUGAACAACGUUUCUGCACAUGUUUGGUGGUUUAGAUUGGCACCCUAAUGAUGCCACCAUGUUCCUUUCUUUGUGGUCGUUGUUUGAAAAGUCUAUCGUUGCCUCUGUGCCUCGACUCUGUUCCCGUCAAAGAAAAUAAUCCGUUUAGCUUUUUUUCCUUUAAAAUAGAAUGCGUCAUUCAUGGGAAACCGCUCUGAAAGAGAAUAUUGUUUUAUCCUGGUGGCAAAUAAAAUCAUUUUUAAAAGUAAAACUGACCAGUAAAUGAAAAGUGACAGCAUUGAUGUUGAUCUUCAUUGCCUCCAUAGUAUUUUCAAUAGAUAUUCUCCAUAGUAACCCCUAGCUGCUUGUCAGUUGCCUAAUGACCCACUCAUGUAGCCUACAGAUGGCUGAGUAACCAAAGCAAAAGGCUCCACAUAAUUAGAAUUCCAUCAGCUGCUGCUCCCACACCCACAUUCACCCUGCUCUAAAGUGUGAUGGCAGUUGGUCACAUUAGACGUUGUAAUUUCAGUCAGCACAGCAGUUCCUCUCUAUUGUAUGUACCUGUCUGAGAGAACAUAAACAAACCAGGUCAUUCAUGGUUCCACAGUGGCUAUUAACUACAGAACACCAAGAACCAGUAAAAAUGCAAAUGUUAAAAUGUAAUAAUUUUUUUCACGAUGUAGCCUGCCCUGUUAUAAGCUAGCUGUUCAUAGCUGUUAAUAUUGUGCUUAUAGCAUUGACUGUUAACGCCAUGUCCCAGCCUCUCCUCCCUCUGUGUCUCUGACUGCGUCUAAUGGGCCAGUAUUUCCUGUCUGUUGAGCCACAUUGCCACAAGUGCUGGUUUACGAGGAGAGCUCGGUUCUGUUCCAAAUGGCACACUAAUCCCUAUAUAGUGCACUACUUUUGACCAGACCUUUAUGAGCCCUGAUCAAUAGUAGUGCACUAAAUAGGGACUAGGUUGCCAUUUGGCACACCACCCUCUGUGAGUUGGUGAGGCACCAUAGCUGUAGGUCUCCAGUUGCUCUAACCCCCAGAAGAGCUGGAAGGCAUGCAGCUCGCCAGACACACCUCAUAUCUCUUUUACCUUAAUAAUCACAGCUGGAUGUACAGGGGGACCAGUGAGACGUUGGGCUCCAGACGCGGCUUACUCGGUUACAUCCUCUUAAAGAUUGAACCAAAAUGGCCACUUUUUAGAUAUUGAGUUUCCAGGUAUUUUAGUGGAUUAUUCACAUUAACACUGUUCCAGUGUUGUAGCUUGUGCCUUUUGUUAUACAGGAGAUAAAUUACACUGUUUCUGGGCCAAUUUGUGACCAGCAGGAAAGCCAUUGUGACAAAAACAAAUGGUAUAAAUGGACUAUUUGAAGUAAUAAAUAUAAUUCUUAAAAAUGGCUCACCAUCACUAUCAUUUAGUUUUUCAGUAUUUCAUUUUGUUCUUGCUGGUAUGACCCCUGGAAUAUAAAAAAAACAUUAUUAUUUACAUAUUUAACCAGGCAAGUCAGUUAAGAACAAAUUCUUAUUUACAAUGACAACCCACUGUUCCCAGUAAACCAACUGCCUUGUCCAGGGACAGAAUGACAGAUUUUGAUCUUGUCAGCUCGGGGAUUCAAUCCAGCAACCUUUUGGUUACUGGUCCAACGCUCUAACCACUAGGCAACCUGCCGCCCCAUAUAUACCUCAUUAUACAGAAAGAUAUCUGUAUAAUGUACAUCUUUACCUCAGUAUUACUGAGCUACGCCCAUUACCUCAUUGCUGAACUGUUAAUACCUCGUUGGCAUGGUUGCAUUUUUCAAACCUCAGUUGAAUUGCAGUUAGAUGUGUGGUCUUAUAGUGUACUGUUACACUAGAGAAUGGAAAGGGAAGGCUUGGAGAAGUUAUGAACAGUUUGAUCAAGUAGAUUAAACCCAGGACAAUGCUGCUUCAAAUAGACACUGAUCUGAUGUAUUUUCAGUACAUUGUUGGUUCCUAUCGUUUGAACUUAAGUUAGCAGUUUCUUAAAAGACCUCAAGGUCUUGACACUUAGAAGACAAGACUUGUAUAUUUUCAUUUUAAUGCAUGAUUCAAAAAGUUAUUGUGGGAAAGAUUUGUCACUUUUUUGUAAUUAUUUUAGGGUUAUAUACAGUUACAGUAUGUUAGGUUGAGGAGGAUGGCUUCCUUUGACUAUACGAUUGUAUCUAUUUUAUGAACAGCUUUACUGGGCCCAAACAAGUUACCUCAUCAUGAUGUCAAACAACAACAGAGUUCAAACAGAAAUACAUUUGCCUUAAGUAUUUCACUAGGACCCUCAGUAGCUACUGCUAAAGCAGUACAUAACACUAUACUAGUAGAGGACAUUCAACAUGUACUCCGUCUAUACUUCCACAGUUAGAAGUAUCACAAUUAACUUUAAGCCCUUGGUAGUUUUCUUGAUUAAGGUAACCUUUGUUGAACUUUGUUAUUUACCUGUUUCUGUACCUGCUGUUUUGCUUUUUAUUGUCAGGUUGCAAAAUUCUGGUAACUUCACGGGUUUUCAAGAAUUCCAGGUUGGAGGAUUCCCGGAAUCAGGAGUGGAUAAAGAGGGAGGGAAUCUUCCAAACGGGAUUUCUGGGAAUUGGUGGAAAGUUUAUUUGCAACCCUAGCCAGAAGUAUACUUUGGGCUCCAUUUGAUCCGUAUGGUGGAAAUUCAGCACUGUAGAGAAAUUAAAGGCAACGUUCCCACAUUUCGUGGAGACUGCAUUCAUGGUUAACGCUGCAUAUGUCGACUCAAAUCAGAAAUUACCUUUUUACAUUUCAAUUGCGCUAUAGCGCUGAACUUCUUCGAUACAGAUUAAAUUGAGCCUCAGUCUAUCCAAACUAUUAGAAAUGCUCCGUGUUCUGUCAUCCACAGUAACUUAUCUGGUUGAGCAGUAUGGGAGGAUUCCAGCAUUAGUACUUUUCCUCUCAUGGAGAUAAACAACAGAAGCCUAUUCAUAAGAACAUGGUCUUAGACUAAUGUGAUCAUGUAGUCAAUUUAAGUCGAACUCCGGUAGGUAUAAUGCUAGUGUUCCACGUUUUGAAAAACUCUCAAUAAGCAACUUUUACAUAUUCUGAUUAUUAUUAUUUUUUUUUAAUUACAUAAGAUCCAACUUUAAAAUGCUUAAUCAGAUAAUUUUUGUUGGGAAAAAAUAUUGAUUAUGAGGGAGUGGACUCAAACAGAUUUGUUUUACUUUUCCAAUGUAUAAUUUUUGUUGGGGUGUGUCUCGUAUGUGGGGAAAAAUGGCUCAAGGAAAAAAUAUUCUGUAUUGUGACAAUUCUAUGCUGUUGUGAAAUAUCCAUUAUACUGUCAGAUGUCUCUGAUCCUUAGUCCCAGUCAGGCCAUUUGAGCAUGGUAAAUGGGGAUGGGGUAUAUUCAUAUUUUAUUAUUUGAUACUUUAGGCCAUUUACUCGGGAAUUGUGUUGAACCCAAAAAAUUCACUGUAUGAAAAACAUUGAGGUCAUUUGACCGUUUGUGGGGUUUAUAUAACCUGGAGUCAAGCCUAAAUAUUGUGCCGUUUCAUUUGAAGUGAAAUGGAAGGAUGCUCCAUAUGGAUUCCACUUCUGAGUGUUUGAAAGGGAUAGCAGUGAGAUUAGGGGACUCUAAACGAGUUGUUCCAAUACUCCCUCCUCUAUACCCUCUAUUGACUGGUUGGAAGUGUUGGUGUGAGCCCUGAAUGCCACCCUGUUCCCUAGAGCACAGGUGUUAAACUCAUUCCACGGAGGGCUGGCUGUUUUCACUUCUUCCUUCUACUUGAGGAAUUUAGGUCACCUGAUUCUUCUGUUUUAGCAGACGCUCCUAUCCAGAGAGACGUUCUGUACUGGUCCCCCGUGGGAAUCGAUCCCACAACCCCGGUGUUGCUAGUGCCAUGCUCUACCAACUAGACUCACGGAACCUGGGUUGUCUAGCUCUUAACUGAAAGGAAAAACCAAAAACCUGCAGACACUAGACUAGGCCAUCCAUGGAAUGAGUAACACCCCUCUAUAGAGGGCACUACUUUUGACUAGAGUCCUAUCAAAAGUUGUGCAUUAUAUAGGGACUAGGGUGCCAUUUGGGACUCAAGAUGCAUUCUGAAGGAUGUUAGGCGACUACCUUUAACCUGCCGUCUGCUUCUCGUCAAUAUGGACUUAACAUUUCCUAUGCAGUUUAGGAUUUCAAUAAAAUGGGAUUCUUGUA